Messenger RNA from Racocetra fulgida, 129 nucleotides. Lineage: Eukaryota; Fungi; Glomeromycota; Glomeromycetes; Diversisporales; Gigasporaceae. The record is from the annotation of a GenBank genome assembly.
UCAAAAUAUCAUAGUUACAAAUUUGAUCGAACUCAAUAAUGCUAUCGGUUCAUAUUUUGAAUUUAAAAAGAAUUCUGAUCAAGAAAUUUGGAAACUCAUGAUGAGGAGAAUUGAUGAAUUAAACAAUAA